Molecule: messenger RNA, 1345 nt
Organism: Maniola jurtina (meadow brown)
Lineage: Eukaryota; Metazoa; Arthropoda; Insecta; Lepidoptera; Nymphalidae
Product: mitochondrial cardiolipin hydrolase-like
Exons: 2
Coding region: 154-927 (257 amino acids)
Molecular function (GO): RNA endonuclease activity producing 5'-phosphomonoesters, hydrolytic mechanism
Source: RefSeq, a predicted model, not a curated record
UACGAUACAAAACGAGGGUAGUUACGAAAUUCUUUUAGUUAAAUGAAAAAGUAUCACUAUCAAUGACCACCUCAUUUUAUUUCAAAAUAUAAAAUUGAAGGCUGGUCUGUGUGCGUGCCAGAUAAAAGUGUUAAAUGUUUGAAAUUACUUAUAAUGAGAUUAAAUCCGCGUCUCCUAUCAUCGGCCGCUGCAGUGGCAAUAACUUGUGUCGUAUCUGCCGCCGCGUAUUACUACAGACGUCGUAACACUGAAAUCAAUGAAGUGAUGGUCUUCUGUAAAUUGCAGUUCAAUCCCCACAAUUAUUUUGAUAAAUUAGUCAGCUUCAUUGAAGGCGCGAAACACAGCGUCCACGUUUGCAUGCCUGGCAUACACAACCCAGCUAUACAGGCCCGUCUGGUAAACUUAAUUAAAUCCAAAAAUAUAAAAGUUCGUAUUGUUAUCGACCGUUCGGGAUAUAAUGCAUCUACAGAUUUUUUCGUCAAAGAACUUAUUGAAGCUGGGGCUGAAAUAAAAUGUAAGGCCAACGCACCUGUUAACAGUAUGAAACACAAAUUCUGCUUAGUCGAUGAAAAGAUUCUGAUGACGGGAACACUCAACUGGGGUGACGAUCGAUCCUUCGACCACUGGAACUAUGUUUACGUCACUAGCAAGCAUCAAUUGGUUGAACCAGUUAAAAACGAGUUUAACCAAAUAUGGAAUACUGCUAGCGAUGUACUAACUUUAUUCGACAUCUACUGUGACAGUGAUGCAGAAACAGUAGAAAUUCGCAAUCCUGAAGAAGUGUCUGAUGACAGUGCUGAGCUGGAAGGCGAUGAUCGAAACGAAACUAUCGAUAUUGUAAUCGAUAAGAAUAUGGCCACCCCUAUUGAAAAACAAAUGGCACAAGGGGAAUUUAAAUCUUUUUCAAUAAACACUCCUUUAUUUUAAGUUAAGUUAGUAAUAAUUUUAAUUUAUCAAUAAUUUAUCCUUAAUGAUUCAAUGCAUAUUUUUAAAUGAAUUUAUAUAUUUUAUAAUGUAACAUGCCCUGUGAUAUAAAAAUAGUUAAUCAAUUUUACUGCCCAGACAUAAAUUUGCUAAUUGUGUAUAUAAAAUGUUAUAUAGAUUUUUUUAAACAAUAAAUACAAGGGCGCCCUAUUUUUUCUAAGCUUUGAAAAUCUCUAAUUUAUUUUUUAAUUUCUGUAUCAUUUGAAACCACUUUUGAAACAAAGUGUUUCUUUUAUUCUUUACUAAAUAUUGGAUUAUUUUUAUUAAUUUUCAAUUUUAUUUUUCUAUAAACUUUCUGUUGCUAUUUUAGCUAAUAUUGUUUUUCCAUUCUAUAUUUUGAAAAUGUUUACUUAUGUAUUUU